CCAAACCCAUGAUCCCUUGCGCCAGGCAGGAAGAACGCGUGUUAGCAGGGGCUCGCGCCGAUCCAAGUUAGGAGCUCUCAGCUGCUAGCCUUGGCCCAUCAUGUAAAGUGCCUGCCGAGGUUUCUUUUGCAGAGCGCUUGCAGAAAUCUCCCAGUCGCGCUUUGCGAAGCGUGCAAUUGAAAUUCAGUCGUUUGCACGGAGAAGAGCUCACCCGACGGCCAAAGCGUCCUAGUGCAUGAAGAUCGGGGCUUGUAUUUUGCACCUUUGUUGCAAAGCAAGCCCGCUCGAAGCCUCGCCGCGAGGGAUAGAUGGAGGGAGGGAGCGACAAGGAAGGCAAAGUCUUUUGUGCUUCCCCUUCCCCCAAUCCAAAAGGGGAGAUGUCUGCGCAAAAACCAGGUAAAAAGAAGCCCCCACUCAAGCUUCCAAAAGAGGCGUUUGAGAAACCCCAGCCUGCACCCACACCCCCAAGAGACCUGGACUCUAAAGCCUACGUUACCAUUGGAGAAAAGAACUUUGUGGUGAAGGCAGAUGAUUUGGAGCAGAUUGGAGAGUUGGGCAGGGGAGCAUAUGGAGUGGUGGACAAGAUGAAACACAUCCCGAGUGGAGUCAUCAUGGCUGUGAAGCGCAUCCGGGCCACAGUAAACACACAGGAGCAGAAACGACUGCUGAUGGAUCUGGACAUAUCGAUGAGAACAGUCGACUGCUUUUACACUGUUACCUUCUACGGGGCUCUUUUCAGAGAGGGCGACGUGUGGAUCUGCAUGGAGCUGAUGGACACCUCUCUGGAUAAGUUUUAUAAGCAGGUACACGAGAAGGGUAUGGCCAUACCCGAGGACAUUCUGGGCAAGAUUGCAGUCUCUAUCGUGAAAGCAUUAGAGCAUCUCCACAGCAACCUGCAAGUGAUCCACAGAGAUGUAAAACCCUCUAAUGUCCUGAUAAACAUGCAAGGGCAGGUGAAAAUGUGUGAUUUUGGCAUCAGCGGGUAUUUGGUGGAUUCAGUGGCGAAGACCAUGGAUGCCGGAUGUAAGCCAUACAUGGCGCCUGAGAGAAUCAACCCAGAAACCAAUCAGAAAGGCUACAAUGUCAAGUCUGAUAUCUGGAGUUUAGGAAUCACAAUGAUUGAACUGGCCAUUCUGCGGUUCCCCUAUGACUCAUGGGGAACACCAUUUCAGCAGCUCAAGCAGGUGGUGGAGGAGCCGUCCCCUCAGCUGCCCGCGGACCGAUUCUCAUCUGAGUUUGUGGACUUCACAUCACAAUGCUUAAAGAAGAAUUCCAAAGAGCGGCCAAAUUACACAGAAUUAAUGCAACAUCCAUUUUUCACCCUCCAUGACUCCAAAGACACCGACGUGGCUAGCUUUGUGAAGAGCAUCAUCGGGGACUGAGCACGUCCCUCUCGGCAAACCUGAUGUGUUGCCGCGGGGGGAGACGGGACUAUUUCAGAAAAAAGCACCAAUAGCAAGACUUAACACCUGUAAGACACGCCCACCUCAGCAGCGGUGCGCAAGCACUCAGGAGGGUCCGGGGAGAGAACACAAAAACUGAGGGGGGCGGGACGUUUCCAAGCAACACACAGGAGUAGGGCCCGGGACGAGAUCUUGGCGCGCGUGCGCACUUAUGCGUGGGUUCGUGUGUGAGAGCGAUUUAUGUGCGUGUGAAUUAUUCGCCUGCCUGUAUGUGCGUACGUGUGCAUGAAAGGGUUUGACUGUCCCGAGUCUGAAUUUCAACUCACACUUUAGCGGUCAAUCUCGGCUUUACCUCUCAGUCCAAAAAGCAGUUUUAGCAUCAGGUGAGUCUGUCAUAAAUGUUGAGUUUCCCCACAGGCACUUCAUCGUGUAAAAGUAUUCAGCAAUGUUACCAACACGCCACGUCCGGUUCUGAUAAAUCCUAUACGAAAAAUGAAAAUAAGAGAGUGGUAUAGAUAUAUUUAUCUAUUAUCUAGAUAUGCAUAUAUACUCAAAUUGUUUCUUGAAUUUGUUAAACGAGUACAUGAGGACAAUAUACUGUGUUGGCUGUGAGUUAUGGUUAUUAAAAAAUGGAUGAAUGAAACAUCUCUUUCUUCCCCCCUCUGAAUUUUUAAAUGCUGUCGAAAUGGUAAGGGUCGGGAAUUAGACCCGCCGAGCUGUCCCUGAAUCAGAUGUUAACAGACAGAAGGGCCUUACUGCAGUGUGUGUGUGUGUGUGUGCUGUCUGCGCGUGUGAAUGCAUGUAUGUGCUUUAUUUGCUACUAUAUACAAUGAUGAUUUGGGGCAAAAGGUAUCUUAAGUUUGUUGGCUACAACUAGUUGUCUCUGUUCUGAGCCAAUUAAAUGAAAUUAUCACUCUUUCCAACUGCAAUCCAACUGGAAAAUUACUAUUAUUUUAUUAUAAUUAUUAUUAUUAUACACAGUGCGUAUGUAUUAACAGUAAUGAGGUGUUCUGCAGAUUCUGUUUGUGUUGUAACUGCUGUUUUUCCUCAUUUGAAACUUGACAAUUUCUUUUUAAUUUUACGGUCGUGAGUGAUUGAUUUAUUUUUUCUUUUUUGUUCAAAUGAGAGCGUGUACAUGUCUGCAUAUUUUAUGUUAAAGUCUGAACACACGUAGCUGACACUUAUUUCGAAGCUUCACUGUGAUUUGGAAGCCUGAUUUUGUGCCUCUAUUAAAAAUGCAAAAAAAUGUACAAUACAUCAAAACUGCAAACCCCACAAUGCUUCGCUUUCCACAGGUUUCAGUGGCGACGGGUCUGUUGCUUUGCUCUCUGGGCUUCUGGUUUUACUCUUGUAAAAUUUCUGUAAGGUGAAGAUGACGAAUGCGUGCGAGUGUUUGGGAUUUUUCUCUUAGUGUUUUUUUUUUUUGUUCGUUUGUUUAUGUCUUGUGACCACUGUAUACAGAAUGGAUAACACUGCUGAUUUGCCUGUAAUCGUUAUAUUGUUUGAUCCAAACAUAAAAGUUCUCUCAUA
This is a messenger RNA of Misgurnus anguillicaudatus (oriental weatherfish), 2933 nucleotides long. It is a transcript of the gene map2k6, whose product is annotated as mitogen-activated protein kinase kinase 6. Gene Ontology annotation, molecular function: MAP kinase kinase activity; ATP binding. The record is from RefSeq and is a predicted model, not a curated record. NCBI's taxonomy places the organism in Eukaryota, Metazoa, Chordata, Actinopteri, Cypriniformes, Cobitidae. Gene Ontology annotation, biological process: MAPK cascade; protein phosphorylation.